Polychytrium aggregatum is the source of this 1048-nucleotide messenger RNA. RefSeq names its product gamma-secretase subunit Aph-1. Bases 125 to 829 code for a protein of 234 amino acids. The transcript is spliced from 6 exons. NCBI's taxonomy places the organism in Eukaryota, Fungi, Chytridiomycota, Chytridiomycetes, Polychytriales. Gene Ontology annotation, cellular component: endoplasmic reticulum; gamma-secretase complex; membrane. The record is from RefSeq and is a predicted model, not a curated record. Gene Ontology annotation, molecular function: protein-macromolecule adaptor activity. Gene Ontology annotation, biological process: protein processing; positive regulation of catalytic activity.
UGGAACACGUGGACGAGCGUCUCUCGCCUCGCCGUCGCCCGUGUCCUUUGGCUGGGCUGGAGGGGCUCUGGCCCUCUUGCUGUUCUCUUGCCCAACGGAGCCCAAGGCUUUCGAUACGGCGACAAUGUCUCUCCUCAGCUUCUUUGGCUGCGCGCUUACCGCAUAUGGCCCUGCGUUGGCUGUGUUUCUCGUCUAUGUCGCAAGAUCUUCACAGCUGGUCAUUCUGUUCAUCUCGAGCGCAUUCUUUUGGCUCCUAUCCAUCCUUGUCUCGUCAUCAAUAUGCUAUGCAGUGGGGACCUCAAUCAACUUCCACAUCACCAUCGGAGUUAGCGUGAUCGUUCAGGAACUUUUCAGAUGGCUCUUUUUCUUGCUACUGAGGAAAGCUGAGCUCGGACUCACCCAAAUGGCCGACAAGCCCAAAUCCGUCCUCAACCGCCCCAGCUGGGCUGUUGUUUCGGGCUUUGGAUUCGGAGCGAUGAGCGGCUUGGUUUCGUACAUCUCUCAAUUGAGCCUGACCAUCAAUCCCGGCAUUCUCGUAUGCAAGUCCUGUCCGUCGCUCGAUGUGUUCUUCGUUUCCGCCAUCACAACAUGUCUGUUCGUCUUCCUGCACAUCGUUUGGAGUAUGCUGGCGUUUGAGGGCUGGUUCCGGCGCAGCUGGCUGCCCUUUGCAGCCGUUUUUGUAUCUCAUUAUGGAGCCUCGUAUUCGACCGUACUGGUCUCCUCGUCGAUCUCUGGCGGGUGCUUCUAUACCUUCUUGAUCCUUGGUGCUGUCCUGGCACUGGACUCAUUCUUCGCUUUCCGGCCAAUCCUGAAACUCAAAUCGCGCUGACGGACAACCUCGGGCUUGAGGCGGUAGCGCUGGCCAUCGUGCGAGCGACCCUCCGCUGAACGGGGAUCGUGGUAGCCACAGCCGGGUGAUGUAAGAUCGAAUCGUGAGGCAGGUUCAACUCAACGCUUACCAAAUGGGAUGACAUCCUCUGGUGACUGUUCCGAAUCAUGAAUACAUAUAUUCCCUGUCGCUCGUAAGACGCCACAGUAACGACAGGGC